CAUUUCUCAAACACUGAGUUUAGAUCGAGUUGAGUGAGAGAAUACUAAUGAGUUUCAGAAAUAUGUUGAAAGUGAGUUUCUUAAUGUUGCUUGCCAUGGCUUUGGCAGCAACAAAUACUCAUGCUCGCUUAGAUCUAUUUGGCCACCAGCUGCUUACCUCCAAGAGCCAACCAGAUCCCAAUUAUGAAGAAGCAGAGAUGUUCAAAUCAGCAACCACUAAAGAGGCCGAAAAAUUGAUGAAGGCAGCAGCUGUAGUCCAAGAAGAGAAACCGAGUAGCAGCAAAGUAAAAGCAGAUACAAUUCCAUAUUCAGAAUGCCAGGAAAACUGCAACUAUACAUGUGUUUGCACACUUAUUUGGCCACCUGAACUAUCACAGUGCAUCUGUGCUGGAUCAAGCAAAUUAUCAACCACUAAUGCGGCCGAAAAUUUGCUUAAGCCAGCUGCUGUAGUCCAAGAAGAGAAACCGAGUAGCAGCAUAGUGAAAGCAGAUACAAUUCCAUAUUCAGAAUGCCAGGAAAGCUGCGAGUAUACAUGUGUUUGCACACUUAUUUGGCCACCUGAACUAUCACAGUGCAUUUGUGCUGGAUCAAGCAAAUUAUCAACCACUAAAGCGGCCGAAAAUUUGCUUAAGCCAGCUGCUGUAGUCCAAGAAGAGAAACCGAGUAGCAGCAAAGUGAAAGCAGACACAAUUCCAUAUUCAGAAUGCCAGGAAACCUGCAACUAUACAUGUGCUUGCACACUUAUUUGGCCACCUGAACUAUCACAGUGCAUUUGUGUUGGAUCAAGCAAAUUAUCAACCACUAAAGCGGCCGAAAAUUUGCUUAAGCCAGUUGCUGUAGUCCAAGAAGAGAAACCGAGUAGCAGCAAAGUGAAAGCAGAUACAAUUCCAUAUUCAGAAUGCCAGGAAAACUGCAACUAUACAUGUGUUUGCACACUUAUUUGGCCACCUGAACUAUCACAGUGCAUUUGUGCUGGAUCAAGCAAAUUAUCAACCACUAAAGCGGCCAAAAAUUUGCUUAAGCCAGCUGCUGUAGUCCAAGAAGAGAAACCGAGUAGCAGCAAAGUGAAAGCAGACACAAUUCCAUAUUCAGAAUGCCAGGAAACCUGCAACUAUACAUGUGCUUGCACACUUAUUUGGCCACCUGAACUAUCACAGUGCAUUUGUGUUGGAUCAAGCAAAUUAUCAACCACUAAAGCGGCCGAAAAAUUGCAUAAGGAAUUGGACUUGGUGUCCAAACCAGUUGCAAAAUUGGAAGGAAGCUUUCUUCCAUAUCCGGAAUGCAUCGAAAAAUGUGAUGAGUGUGUAAUCUGCACUAGAGUUUAUCCGAUUGAGGCGGCAUAUUGCUAUUGUGGCAUGAAUCCAUCAAUUCAGAAAUCGGAUGCAGGCAUAGCCCUCCCAAUCUAGCUUAGCUGCUAGCUGUUCUUCCCUGAAUGGUUGACUUCAACGAUGAAUAAAAGGGCUAUAAUUUGUUUGAUUUACUCCUGUUGAUGCCUAGAGUUCCUUUGAGUUGUCUUAAUGGUGUACGUGUGUUAAGACUUAAGUUUCUCUAUAGAAUAAGCUUGCUAUGCCUAUAUGCAUGUAAGCGGUCUUCUGUUGUACGCUGGUUGUCAGUUUCGAUUGACUAAUUAGCUUGUAAUGAAAUAAAGUUUACGAGCUUUAGCAUUA
Messenger RNA from Rosa chinensis, 1667 nucleotides. RefSeq lists its product as uncharacterized. NCBI's taxonomy places the organism in Eukaryota, Viridiplantae, Streptophyta, Magnoliopsida, Rosales, Rosaceae. Bases 48 to 1406 code for a protein of 452 amino acids. The record is from RefSeq and is a predicted model, not a curated record. The transcript is spliced from 9 exons.